UGUGAGGGUACCAAACAAUUACCACCUAUUAAAGUUAAUGUCUCUUCUCUUUGCCCUCCACCCCCCAGCCCUCAUGUCUAUUGGGUGCAGUAGCUUGCGGCGUCUCCACUUUCAUACGCAUAUGUUGUCCUCUGCUCUUCCCCAAUUCGAUCGUUUCAUUUGCACGAAUACCGCUAUCCCCUUGCCUUCAAACUCAGAAACAAACCCCACUCCGCCCCUCUGUCUUCUCGCUGACCAUAUUCCCAAAUCCACUGUCUCGGACCUCAUAGCAAAGCAGCACUGGUCCAAACUCAGAAACUUGAUUAAACCCACCGACCCGACAGACUUCCUCCAACAGCUAUUCGAAUCCGGGUUUAAUUCGGACGCCAUUCUCGCCUUCUUCAAAUGGUCCCAGACAGCGUAUCACAUUUCUUACCCUCCUCAAUUUUUGUGCAGAUUGUUAGUUUUGCUUGCACAGGAAAAGAGGUAUCCCAAGAUUCGAUCUUUGCUGCACUCAUCUGUUAAAGAUGGAAAAAUCCAGUCGGUUUCAUUCUUUUUUCAUGCAUUGUUGACUUGUAGUAAUAACCACUAUGCUAACUCUAUCAUUGUUGAUAUGCUGAUAUUGGGUUUUGUUAAUAAUUUGAAACUCGAUUUUGCUCUGGACGCGUUUAAGCGGGCUGGUGAUUAUGGGUUUAGGUUGUCUGUGAAUUCGUGUAAUCCGCUUUUGGUUUUGUUGUUAAAGGAGAAUAAAACUGGGGAAAUGGAGUUUAUGUACAAGGAGAUGAUUAGGAGGAGGAUUGGGCUUAAUCUGUUCACAUUUAAUGAGGUGGUAAAUGGGUUGUGUAAGGCAGGGAAGUUGAAUAAGGCUAAGGAUGUUUUGGAAGACAUGAAGGUCAGGGGAGUGAUGCCGAAUGUGGUUACUUAUAAUACAUUAAUACAUGGGUAUUGUAAGAGGGGAGGAGCUGCGAAGAUGUACAAAGCGGAUGCGGUUCUAAAGGAAAUGGUGGAAAAGGGGAUACACCCAAGUGAGAUAACGUAUAACACUCUUAUUGAUGGAUUCUGUAAGGAUAAUAACAUUAAGGCGGCCUUAAAGAUUUUUCGUGAGAUGCAAGGGCAUGGGACAAGGCCAGACAUCGUGACAUACAACUCAUUGAUUAAUGGGCUUUGUGGGGAUGGAAGAGUUUGUGAGGCUCUUGGUUUACAGGCAGAAAUGGUGAGGUUAGGUUUGCGGGCAAAUGUUGUUACUUAUAAUGCCCUUAUAAAUGGAUUUUCCAAAAACAAGCUAUUGAUGGAGGCUAGGGAGUUGUUUGAUGAUAUAUUGAAGCGGGGAUUAGUUGUAAAUGUACUGACUUUUAACUCUAUGAUUGAUGCAUAUUGUAAGGCAGGGAAAAUGGAAGAAGCAAUAUCACUUCUUGACUUAAUGCUUAGCAAAAUGAUUCAACCUAAUGUUUCCACCUAUAAUUGCUUAAUAGGUGGCUAUUAUCGGGAGGGAAAUGUUGAAACAGCUAGAAAGUUGCUGGAUGAGAUGGUGGAGAAAGGAUUGAAAGCUGAUCUUGUAACCUAUAAUAUACAGAUUGAUGCAAUGUGCAAGAGGGGUGAAUCAAGAAAAGCCGUUCGCUUUCUUGAUGAGAUCUCUGAGAAGGGCUUGAUUCCAAGUCAUGUAACAUACAAUAAAUUGAUGGCUGGUUAUUGCCAAGAAGGAAAUCCCAGGGCAGCUGCUACUGUUAGGCGAAGAAUGGAAAGAGAAGGAAAGCAGCCAAAUGUUGCAACAUUCAAUGUACUAAUUAAGGGAUUUUGCUCUAAAGGUAAGCUGGAAGAAGCAAAUGUGCUUUUGAAUGAGAUGCUAGAGAAAGGGUUGGCACCUAAUCGAACAACCUAUGACAUAAUCAAUGAAGAGAUGAUUGAGAAAGGAUUUGUACCUGAUAUAGAUGUACAUCUGUAAAAUGAGGGAGACUAGAACUUAUGUAAUCAAAAAACUGAAUUGGUUUGAUGUUGUUUCUGUUGAUGGAGCCUCUUAGAGCUGAUGAAUAUGAAGUUCACCACCAAUUGAAUUCUUUUCUGGCCAAUGUGUUGAAUUUCCUUCUGUGAUAUUUCACAAGAGUUGAGCAAAAUGAUGGUCUACCCUCUGCGUCUUGUUUCGCAAUCGAUGCCACUCAGACUGAAUCUCUCGCCAAUCCUCUAAAGUCUGUACCUCAAGUAACCUGAAGAACGCCGAAAACCCAAAGGUAAGUUUACAGGUAGAUGGUGAUAAAUUGACACAAAUUGAGUAUUGCUGCAUAGAGGGUUAAUGGGUUUGAGUUCGUAGUAGUUGUGAAUGCCUGCUAGUGGAUCACUUAAAUUCCCUGCCAAUGAACUCAUUGCUGUUACAUUGAUGUUUGGUGCCCACCACUGACUCUAUCCUUUCAAUGGCUCUUGAAAUGGUUCUUUUGAGCCGAUUUAGCUUAUACGCAAAGCCAGAAUGUGCAUUCUUUUAUGCUACAUGCGAUCGUGCCCCUAGCAAUGGGAAGUUUUUCUUCAUCGCCGAUGUGGAAAGGGCGUCGCCAGCAUGCUUUUAAUAGAAUUAUUCAUUUUGUUUUCCUUGAGUUGUAAAUCAAAGAAAAUAUGUAUACCUUCCAAUUCCAUAACCUUGUUAUAUGGAAUAGGAAACCUUUUUACCUCAAAGCACAAUGCACACACCUGUUUGCAAUUUUGCAAACACUAAUGGUAGGUGAUAUGCACACACCUGUUUGCAAUUUUGCAAACACUAAUGGUAGGUGAUAUGCAUACUAAAAAACGUGUAUAAUUAGGAAGGUUUUAUUAUGUAAAAAUUGAAACGUUGCACACAUUGUUAUACUAAAAUGCAUUAUAGUAA
Messenger RNA from Ipomoea triloba (trilobed morning glory), 2830 nucleotides. RefSeq names its product pentatricopeptide repeat-containing protein At1g09820. Gene Ontology annotation, molecular function: protein binding. The transcript has 3 exons. NCBI's taxonomy places the organism in Eukaryota, Viridiplantae, Streptophyta, Magnoliopsida, Solanales, Convolvulaceae. The record is from RefSeq and is a predicted model, not a curated record. The coding region runs from base 38 to 1921 and encodes 627 amino acids.